AGAAAACCAAUGAGCGAAAUCCCUACAGAAGUGCCUGUAAAAACUCGAAAAAGAACGUAUGACUUGAAGUUCAAACUGCAUGCCAUAAAUUAUGCCCUUGAACAUAAGAAUAUAUCGAAAGCAGCAAAGGAUUUGAAUGUGAAUAGGCAAAACAUUCAACAGUGGAUCGCCCAGAAAGCUGAAAUCGAGAAGCAGUUAGAAGACAACGGCUCAACUGCAACAAAGCGACUUUCGGGAGGUGGAAGACCUUUAAAGUAUGACGACGUUGAUAAGGAAUUGAUUAAAUGGGUUCACGAUCAGCGUAAGGAGAAACAACGAGUCACCAGAAGAAUCAUCGGUGAAACGGCAAAGAAAAUCAGUCAGAACUCGGAUUUCAAGGCAUCCCGCGGAUGGUUGGACAAAUUCAUGUGCCGACACAAUUUGAGUACUCGACGAGCAAGAACGGAACCCGGUGAUUUAAUGCAGACACUGGUUGAUAUUCUUCUCAGACAAACUAGUUCGGAUGAUGGAGAGGAGGAUCCGAUGAUCAGCUUCAUCAAAAGUUGUAUCCCAUCUGGAGAAGAUCCUCUGGAGGGGGAGGAUCAAGCAGCAAGUAGUUCGGUGCAAGUUCCUAAAGUUCUGGCGGAGGAAAACGGCCACGAAUCAGAUUCUGAUCAGUCGAUUGUGGAUGUAAAUGACUAACUCGUUUGUAAAUAUUUUGAAAAUUGCUAUCUCUCUCUCUCUGAAUAAAACCUAAAUUGAUAGUACCCUGUAAAAUAACCGAUCGAUCUCUAUCAACAAUCCAUUGAAUCGUCUGAUAGGUAGUCUGAAGGCACAGCUUGACGAGAUGAAGCCAUCCGGUUCUCGAGAGUUUCGUAUUCCAACCGUUUUGCAGUGUAACGUAUUGCUCGUAGGAGUCUGGGAAAAUGCAUAUUAUAUGGAAAAUAAUGGAAAAUAAAACAGCUGAAAAUACGGCGAAUAAUUUUUUUUUUAAAUAUGAAAUGCUCUCCCUCACCAAUUGCACAAAGCGAUAGAAGAUUAUCAAAAGCUUUUCCAACAUUCGACACAAAAUCGACGUCCAAUUUUAUAACAUGCGGCUUCUCGUUAUUCGGAUGGCAACGGGUGAUACUUUCUUGCAUUCUGGAAGAAAAUAACAUUUUACAAAUUUAAAAUAUAAUGUACUAACUUCGCCAAAAUCGCCGGCAUCGCGAUAUUGUUCUCGUGAUCCGCCGAAACGAAUAACGCCGAGUGUCCGUUCGCCCGAGACCACACCCAAAUCGGAAAUCGUCCUUGUUUGUAGUGUUGUAGUUGUCGUUCAAUGUCCACACGAUCCAAGAAGUUGCUCACUACUACGUACACAGGGUAGCUGGAAAUUUGAAAAAUACAUACACUAUACAUAUUUUUAAUCGGAAAUCCAGUUUUUUUUUCCAAAAAUCGCACCCCUGAGCCGCAUAGUUGAAGCCUUCUUUGUUAAGUGCUACAAUUUUCCAGACAGACGUUGAAUCCGUCUUCUGCUGGCACCUUUGGAGUUCCGAACGCCAUGCUUCGUAGCUAUUGAAUGCUGCUGGAAAAUGAUAAGUUUGUAUAUUGGACAUUCGGGAAUUUUGUAAAAACCAUAUUUACAAAAGAAAGUUUCAUAUUUUUUUCCAAUUAAAAUGUUUUUUUUUCAAAAUAUUAAAAUUUCAAAACUUAAAUAAAUUAUUUUUAUCCGAUUCUCCAAAAAAUGCGUUUUUAUUCAUUUAAUAAAAAGUUUUUUAAAAGA
Messenger RNA from Caenorhabditis elegans, 1741 nucleotides. It is a transcript of the gene Y48G1C.6, whose product is annotated as HTH CENPB-type domain-containing protein. Lineage: Eukaryota; Metazoa; Nematoda; Chromadorea; Rhabditida; Rhabditidae. The record is from RefSeq and is marked reviewed. Gene Ontology annotation, molecular function: DNA binding. Gene Ontology annotation, cellular component: nucleus.